Thalassophryne amazonica is the source of this 3596-nucleotide messenger RNA. It is a transcript of the gene ppp1r7, whose product is annotated as protein phosphatase 1, regulatory (inhibitor) subunit 7. The record is from RefSeq and is a predicted model, not a curated record. Gene Ontology annotation, molecular function: protein binding. Lineage: Eukaryota; Metazoa; Chordata; Actinopteri; Batrachoidiformes; Batrachoididae.
CUGUUUACAGGAAACAUGGCUUCCCUGUCUGGGGAGCUGCAAGAAAUGGAAGUCGACCGAAGGGGAGAGUCUGAAGAGUCCGGUGAUGAUGAGACCCGGAGGAGAAGUAUCAAUGGUGAUAUGGAUCCCAACCAGCCCUCUACCACAAGUAAGGAAGAGUCUCCUGUUGAUAUGGACACCAUAACCUUGAACCCAGAGGAAGAGGAUGUUGAUCUUGUUCAUUGUCGUAUUGGAAAGAUUGAGGGGCUAGAGGUGCUACAGAAGGCUAAAACUCUCUCUUUACGACAGAAUCUCAUCACAAAGAUAGAAAACCUCGACAGUUUGAGCUCCCUGCGGGAACUUGACCUCUAUGACAAUCAUAUCCGGAAACUGGAGAACCUGCACAGCCUCACAGAGUUGGAGCAGCUUGACGUGUCCUUCAACAUUAUAAGGAAGGUGGAAGGUUUGGAGACGUUGAAUCAACUGAAGAAAUUAUUUUUGCUUCACAACAAAAUUAGCCACAUUUCCAACCUUGACCACUUGACAGGCCUGGAGAUGCUGGAGCUGGGCUCCAACCGCAUCCGGGUCAUAGAGAAUCUGGAUUCACUCACCUCUUUGCAAAGUUUGUUCCUUGGCAGAAAUAAAAUAACAAAGCUCCAAAAUCUGGAGGGUUUACACAAUCUGACAGUUUUAAGCAUUCAGAGUAACCGCAUCACUAAAAUCGAGGGCCUACAGAACCUUAUGAGCCUGCGAGAGCUCUACCUGAGCCACAAUGGCAUUGAGGUCAUCGAGGGCUUGGAGAACAAUAAAAAACUCACAACCUUGGACAUCGCGGCUAAUCGAGUAAAGAAAAUUGAAAACAUCAGCCAUCUGACAGAGCUGCAGGAAUUCUGGAUGAACGAUAAUCAGAUCGAUAACUGGUCAGACCUUGACGAGCUGAAGAAUGCCAAAUCUCUGGAAACAGUCUAUCUGGAAAGAAACCCUCUACAGAAGGAUCCACAGUACCGGCGAAAGAUCAUGCUGGCGCUGCCCAGCGUACGUCAGAUCGAUGCCACCUUCAUUCGCUUCUAAACUGCAGUGCAUAUAACAUCUGCCAAAUUCAGUGUUGUCCCAAUCCACCUUCUCUGCACACAGAUUUUUAACUUUUCAACCUUACAGAGUAAUAAUAAAUAAAUAAAAAAUUUCACUGCAUAUGCUCACAAAUCUAUGCCGGCAUUCUAAUUUUGGACUCACUCACGGCUCACUGAACACGUGUAUGCAUGCACGCAUUCUCUCUCACUUUGCUGUUGUCUAAAAACAUUUAUUAAGAUGGAUAUGAAGUCCAAGUAUCUUACUCUCAUUUUCCAUCUGUACUUCUUAUUUGCUUUAUUGUUUUGCAUGUAGAGAUUUAUUCUGUCCUCAUCCAGGCAGUGCUGGUUACAAAAAUAACAAGACUUAUUUGUUACAGCAUUCGUGUUGCAAAUCAGUACGAGAGGAACACAUCUGCAUUUUUAUUGUUUGAGAGAUUUUUGGGGUUUACUCCUUUAAUUGGUCACGUGACUUCACAUGUACAUGUGCGCCAUGACCAUUUUUUUUAAAACAAGGAAACUUUACAUUGUUCAAAAUGUUGUAGAUGAAUUUGGGUUCUUUUUGAACGGCACUGAAAAACGUUGAGUGAAAUUUACUAAGUGUUUGCAUAAAUUUCUAUACAGAAAUUCUCAGUAAAUUUUAUAGUAUGUUCUCUUGGUUUUGUGAGUAAAUGUUACUUAUUUUUAGUAAAUUGUAGUUCGGAACUCUUAUUCAAUAAAUGAGGAGUUGGUGGUUCAAUUCCCAUUUGUGUACACAAAUGUCCCUGAUUAAUAGAAAGGAGGUAAAGAAAGUGUGAAGCAUCACCAAACAACAUUUGGAUUUGCAACAUCAUUAGAUUUGCAACCAUUUUUUGUUUAGCUGUAUUUGGUAAUGGCAACAUUUAUGAACAAAAUCAACAAAAUACCUUGUUAUAUUUAUUUACAAUUUCUGUGUGGAAAUUGUUGCCAGCAUAUUUUAAAGUAAAUUUGACUUCGCAUUUUAUUAACGUGUACCCCACUUUUCACUCCCUAUGAAUAUGCUUUAUUCAGCACCACACAGAUUCAGUCAGAAAUGUAUAUUUUGUAAACUAUCCAGCAACAGCCUCUUUUUCUCUUGUUUUUCUCCUUGUUUAGAUACCUUCAUUUAGAAUUAAAUAAUAGUUUUUUAAGUGCCCCCUCCCCCCGCUUUAUUGUUAAACCUUGACUAAAUUACUAAUAUCCUUUUUUUAAGCUUUUAGCAACACCAAACUUAGGCUUUGGAAAUGAAGUAAAUUGUAACUAAACUGACAAGCUCAUUUCAAGCUACAUGUAACCUCAACCACACCUGCUCCUAAUUUCCAUCAUCCAGAAGUGGUGGAGUUAAGCAGGUCACAGUUGUGCAAUAUUAAGUUUUAAAUCACCUUUGGCUUGAUGUGUAUUAAAUUUCAGUGAAAUUUUAACCAUCGUGUCCUCACUAUGGUUAAAAUGUACUUUUACAAAUUGAAAAGGUACAACACGAUAGCUUAUACUGUUUGUGAUUUAUUGCGUUAAACUUAGAGGUGAUAACUCUGUCAUUGGCAUUCAUUCACUCACUGUAUUGUACAGGGUACAUGCCUCGGCUUUGGGAAAGCCUGGGAAUUUAUGGCAGAACUGACGAGCAAAUACACUACAUUCUGUAUUCCCAUUUAUCUUUCAGUGUCGCUUAAAUAAGAGUGCUGUUAGUGCAUUCUUUGCUACAAUGUCAUAGCUUCUUAACUGCUAAGGUGACAACACUGAACAUAAAACUAGCCUGUUCUUACAGUUUAUUGUUUAUUUUUCAUAUACUUUAUUUUAUUAUUUUAAUUAGAGAUGUAUCUUUUGUGUAAGAAUUGUUUCCCUCAGGGCUAAAUGGUCAGAGUACCUUUCAGUGUGUCAUAUUUCAUUGCAUUGCUUGAUUUGUGGGGAAAAUAUUAAACUUUUCCAGCAUAUAAUUCUUAAUUUAUUGUGAUCCUUCAACAUUAUUACAACAUUAGUUGGAUGCAGGAACAUACUGUAGUGUUGCAGCUUAUUUUGUAUAUUUUGUCUUAAGAUGAUACUUGAUCAUCGUUCACAGGCAUUAGUUGUAUGCCUUAUUUUUCAAAAUUAUUUAUGGUUGGCCAUCGAGACCACAAGUCAGCUGCAGGAUUAUAUAAAACCAGUAAUUUUAGGAUGUGUUUACAUCAAAUGAAGUUGAUUAUGGAUUAUAAAUGUGAAUGUAAUGCUGUUUAUCAUGCAGCAUGAACUAAAAGUGAACAGAGUGAGCGAGAGUGGUUGGAAGCGUGUAAAUACAGUUUUGUCUACAGUCACAGCUGUCAUCUUGUAAAGUAAAACCCAGAAAUGCAUUCUUUCUUUUUCCCCCCUUUUGUUUAAAUUAGACAAUGUAAUGUGUUUUCUGCAAGAUACCAUGAUUGCUAAUAUGACCUUUGCCCUUGGCCACUGUAGAUCCCCAAUGAGUAUUUUGAUUGAUUGCAGUUAGCUAAUUAUUGUAGAUGUAAGAGUUCAGGUUUUGGACUUGGUUGACUAUUUUCAAAAUGAAUGUAUAAUGCAAAUAAUAAAAUUAUACUACAUAAAAUA